Molecule: messenger RNA, 1179 nt
Organism: Polyodon spathula (Mississippi paddlefish)
Lineage: Eukaryota; Metazoa; Chordata; Actinopteri; Acipenseriformes; Polyodontidae
Gene: sec22a
Product: SEC22 homolog A, vesicle trafficking protein
Exons: 6
Biological process (GO): endoplasmic reticulum to Golgi vesicle-mediated transport
Source: RefSeq, a predicted model, not a curated record
CUAUUUGCCUCUGUGGUUCGGGUGACAGACGGCCUCCCGCUUUCUGCAUCUACAGACUAUGAGCAGGACAGGGGAGUGCAGGAGAGUAAGAAAUACCUCAAAACACUGUCCAAAAAACUCAGCCAGCUUCCAGACAGAUGUACUCUGAAAACUGGACAAUACAACAUAAACUUCACAAGCUCGUUAGGAGUGGGGUACAUGAUGGUCUGCACGGAGAACUACCCCAGUGUUCUUGCAUUCAGUUUCCUGGAUGAGUUGCAGAAGGAGUUUAUUGUGUCGUAUGACAUGAAACGCAUCAACAGUGCAGUGCGGCCGUACUCCUUCAUUGACUUCGAUAUUUUCAUACAGAAGACCAAACAGCGUUAUAACAGCCCACGGUCUUUAUCGACUAAGAUUAAUCUUGCUGACAUGCAAACAGAAAUCAGACUUCGACCCCCAUACCAACUUUCCACUUCAGACCUGGGGACUGUAAAUGGGCUUGCACAUCAAUCCACAUCUAAAUAUAAGGGCAUAGCUCCUAACCAAAUGCUUGAGCCAGUAACACUGGCUGGGAUUGUCUCCUGUGUGCUCAGCCUGCUGUGUGGAACCCUCAAUCUAAUCCGGGGCGUCCAUGCCACUGAAUGUGUACUGCAGAAUGAAGAUGAAGAUUGCAAUUAUGUUAUUGCUUUUUUCCUUGGAACAGCAGCCUGCUUUUAUCAGUGUUACCUGUUUGCCUUCUGCACGAGCUGGAGGAACAUGAAAUCCUUCCUGAGUUUUGGUUUGAUCUGCCUGUGCAGCAUGUAUCUGUAUGAGCUGCGAAACAUGUGGCAGCUCUUGUUUCAUGUGACUGUGGGAGCCUUCACCACACUGCAGAUCAGGCUGAGGCAGCCCCAAAGUAAAGCCCCCGACUACAACGUCUGAAGAGGAGGCUGCUUGUAGCACCUUUCCAAAUGUCAGCGUUCACAGAGUGUGCAAACAUCUCAAGAGCAGUGUGAACGGAUGCAAAGAUGGAACUUUCCUUCUGAAAUCAACAUGACGAUUCUAAAGAGAACUCAAGUGACCAAAUAGAAGAGGACGUUUAGGAGCGAGUCUGAAGAACCCGCGGCCUCUCUUUAGAGUGCAGAUUUGUCAUGUGGUGAUGCCUGGGAAUGUUUUCAGUGUUUAUUAAUAUAUUCAAUAUUUCAGAAAGUGGGGAACCAG